GUCAACUGCAGGAGCUAUCCGUGCUGAAUUUGGGAAGUAAUUUCUGGACGCUGCAAACAUGAUUGCCACCACACAACAGAACAUGACAACGGAGCUGGAUUUGGGCAGCACGGGAGGACCACCUCGGAAUUGGAAGGGAAUUGGAAUCGCCUUGGUGGUUAUACUGGGGGUCAUGUCCCUGGUCACCCUCUCCGUUAUUCUGCUCACCCCUGACGAAUCUCAUCUCCUGCUGCUGUCUCGUAUCACUUUGGAGAACCUGGAGAGUGAGGAUUUCAAAGUUUACGACCCAUGUGCGACAUGGUUAAAUGAGAAUGAGGUAUCAUUAUGCACUCGGGAGGGUCACGUUCUAAUCCAUGAUCUUAGCACCAAUCUAACCACCACACUGCUGGACAACAGCACCAUGGAUCUGAACUCCAUGAGGUUCCAGGUUUCUGCUGAUAAGAAGUUCAUCCUGAUGGCCUACGAUAUACGUCCUGUAUUCUCACUGUCCUUCACUGCAUCCUUUGCAAUCUACACUGUGGCCAGCGGGGAGAUAAUGGACCUCACACCAUCAGAGGAGGAUACGUCUGUACUUCAGUAUGCAGUGUGGGGGCCUCAAGGAAACCAGCUGGUCUAUGCCAUUGAGAAUGACAUCUACUACAAGUCUGAUGUGUCCAGUAAAGCGAUGCGUCUGACGACCACAGGCAGAAUCAGAUUGGUGGUUAAUGGGCUGUCUGAUUGGACCUAUGAGGAGGAGGUACUUCUAAAAUAUCCUGCCUUGUGGUGGGCCAAGGACGGUGCCCGUCUGGCAUAUUUGUCCAUUAACAACUCAGCCACGCCUAUUAUGGAGUUACCUCAGUUCCUGGGUGGGAUUUAUCCUUCUUAUGUCCUCUACCCAUACCCCAAGGCGGGUUUCAGAAUCCCAUCAGCCAGUCUGUUUGUGGUGAAUUUGUACGGUCCAGCACACACAUUAGAGAUGAUUCCACCCGACUCCCUGAAAAGCAGAGAUAGUUAUAUCUCAAUGGUGAGUUGGAUCAGCAGUACACGUCUAGCUGUGCGUUGGUUGAACCGGGUCCAGAAUCAGUCUGUGCUGUGCGUGUGUGAAGCCACAACGGGUGCCUGCUCAGAGAGGCACCAAGCGACGAUGAACUUUUGGCACAGCAAUCAGCGGCAGGAGGAGCCGUUGUUCAUGGCAGAUGGCUCCCUGUUUUACCUCAUCCUGCCUGCCAAGCAAGGGGCCCGUGGGGAGUUCCUCCACAUCGCCAGUUUUCCUGCUCAGGCUUCGAAUCCCUCUGUUACUCCUCGGUUUCUAACAUCAGGGAACUGGGAUGUAACCUCAUUGUGCGCCCUUGACGAGGACAAUGAUAAAAUUUAUUUUCUGAGCACAGAGGAGUCACGACAGAGCAGGCACUUAUACAGCGUGGAGCUCGGAGGAGUGUUUCAUCGCCAAUGUUUGACAUGCAAUCUGUUUGAGCGAUGCACCUUCUACACAGCAGACUUCAGCCCCAAUCAGACAUACUUCACCCUCUACUGCCUGGGUCCAGGUGUCCCAAAGGUGACCAUUCACAGCACAAAUGAUCCUUCUAGAUAUACAGUGGUGGAGGACAACAGCCUCCUUGUGAUGUCUCUUGAAACCAAGUGGCUUCCUGAGACAAUUUUCCAGACCCUUUCCUCUGACAACAAUGACCUAAAUGUGAAGAUGUCCUUGCCUCCUGGGUACGAGGGAAACCUGCACCCUCUCCUUAUUAUCAUAGAUGAUAUUCCUGGCAGGCUGUCAGCCACUGAGGAGUUUGCCCUGGGCUGGCCGGAGGUUUUGUCUAGCCUGCACGGAGUGGCACUGGCCUGGAUAGACAGCAGAAGCAGGGUCCCACUGGGACAAAAAAGUAGCACCCUGGACCCUCGCAAGCUGGCUUCCCUCCGCAUUAAAGACCAGCUUGAAGUUGUAGAAUGGCUAAUGCAGUUGCCAUACAUUGAUGGGAGAAGAAUUGCUGUUUAUGGAAAGGGAUUUGGUGGUUAUCUAAGUUUGAAGAUGUUGACAACAACUGAUCAGAUGUUCAAGUGUGCUGCUAUCAUGGCUCCUAUCACAGACUUCAAGCUCUACAAUGCUGCCUUCUCUGAGAGAUAUCUAGGUCUCCCUGCUAAAGAGGAACAUUCCUACAUGACUGCAUCUUUGUUAGAUGAUAUCCAGAAACUAAAAGACGCCAACUUCCUCCUUUUGCAUGGGACUGCAGAUGCCCGAGUUCAUUUCCAACAUAGCGCCGAACUGUUGAGUCGUCUGGUGAAGGUGGAGGCCAACUACACCUUUCAGCUUUACCCAGACGAAGGCCACACCUUGAGAGAAGAGCAGAGCAUCCAACACUUGCACCGUAUCCUCCUAAACUACCUCCACAACUGUCUCAAACAUGACCCCUUCCUCAUAGCAGAGGAGGAAGAGGAGGAGGAGGAAGAGUGAUUUAUUCUACUGUGUCCGCUUUCGUUCCUCAAUAGAGCCCAUCUAUUUAUAAAUACUGGUGUUGAAAUUCAAUCUGUGUUAUUUCACCAGAGGAAAAAGGAGCAAAAUUGGGACUAAGAGGACCAA
Messenger RNA from Xyrauchen texanus (razorback sucker), 2557 nucleotides. Its product is annotated as inactive dipeptidyl peptidase 10-like. Gene Ontology annotation, molecular function: serine-type peptidase activity; dipeptidyl-peptidase activity. Gene Ontology annotation, biological process: proteolysis. NCBI's taxonomy places the organism in Eukaryota, Metazoa, Chordata, Actinopteri, Cypriniformes, Catostomidae. The transcript has 25 exons. Bases 59 to 2431 code for a protein of 790 amino acids. The record is from RefSeq and is a predicted model, not a curated record.